UAAAAUGUUUCAAUACCUGAAGUAAUUGAGUUUGUAAAUAUUCGAAUCAAGAACCAACUCUAUAGUAUACGGUCGAUAGAAAAUCUAACAAUGAAGUCAUAAACUUUUUCUCAUUCCAGGACAAUCGUACAGUAGUUGAUAAGUACACCGAGUAUAAAAGUGUGUUGAUUUCCAUUGUGUUUAACGUUAGAAAAUUCAAAACUUUAAUGUAAAAAUGAGUGAAAAAUUUAACCAAGGAGACAGGAAGGAGAGCCGUAGAAGGAUUUCGGCCGUCAUAAAUGCGAGAGAUACUUCAACACAUGAGUCACAAGGCAAAUCACACACUGUCGAAAUCAAAGAUUUGAAGAAAUCUGUAGAAGCUGGAGAAUAUGAUCCGUAUAAUAAUAGAGAAGUUGAGCACCCAACGACGAGCAAAGAAACGUUCCUCCACCUCCUCAAAGGAAGCCUUGGAACCGGGAUUCUUGCCAUGCCUUUGGCAUUUGUCCACUCGGGAUACAUUCUAGGUGUGGUGGCUACUGCUUUGAUAGGAUUUUUAUGUACAUACUGCAUUUAUAUGUUAGUAAGCUGCGAAUAUGAGCUAUGUAAAAGACGAAAAAUUCCUAGUAUGAACUACCAAAUGACAGCAGAAGUGGCAUGUGAAGAAGGGCCUCCAUUUUUUCAAAAAGUCGCUCCAUAUGCACAAGAUAUCGUAAACGUGUUCCUCCUGGUAUACCAGCUGGGUACUGGAACAGUUUACACAUUAUUCAUUGGCGAGAACAUUCAAAUUGUUUUGGAUGACAAUGGUAUAUACAUUGACAAAAGAUGGAUAAUGUCCAUCUUCCUCCUACCCCUGAUUCUCGUAAACUAUGUGAAGAACCUGAAAUACUUAGCUCCAGUUUCGUCUGUUGCAAACGUUAUAACUUUAAUAAGUUUUGGUAUCAUUCUUUACUACAUGAUCCGACAAGAUGUCGUGUGGGAGGAGAGGGAAGCCUUUGGCGAUUACAAGAAUUAUCCGUUGUUUUUUGGAACCGUACUAUUUGCACUUGAAGCUAUCGGUGUGAUCAUGCCUUUGGAAAACGAAAUGAAAACACCAAAGUCGUUUUUGGGCCCCUGUGGAGUUCUCAAUUCGGGAAUGUCAAUUAUAGUGGUUCUCUAUACUGGUAUGGGAUUCUAUGGAUAUUUGGCUUACGGUUCUCAAGUGGGUGGUUCGAUAUCGUACACGAUAGGUAAUGGAAUACCUGCACAAGUUAGCAAAGUGAUGCUUGCUCUGGCCAUAUUCACUUCCCAUCCUCUUCAAAUGUACCCAGCUCUUGGCACUAUCUGGACGCGAUAUGUACGGCCAUUUGUGAAGAAUUAUCCUCAUCAAACCAUCUACGAAUACGUUACUAAAACAUGCGUAGUUUGCUUUUGUUACAAUUUGGCUGUAGCUGUACCUUACAUCGACCUAUUCAUCUCAUUAUUUGGAGCUUUUAGUCUAUCGGCACUUGGAUUGGCUUUUCCUGCAAUCAUCUACACCUGCACUCACUGGUAUUCUCUGCGAGGCGUCAAAGGUUUCUUAAAGAUGACGCAAAAUAUUAUCAUUAUUAUUUUCGCCAUCUUGGGACUCGUCAUAGGUACUUCAACGACUUUGAAGGAUAUAAUUGAAAAAAUUUCGAAUCACAACUCAUCUACGUAAUAUUUCAAGUGAAAUAGUGUUUAGCAUUAAUUUCUAGUGUUUUAUAAUUUUCAAAUGACCACGUUAUGAUGGAAAAUAAUAUAUCAGAAGUU
Molecule: messenger RNA, 1746 nt
Organism: Leptinotarsa decemlineata (Colorado potato beetle)
Lineage: Eukaryota; Metazoa; Arthropoda; Insecta; Coleoptera; Chrysomelidae
Product: proton-coupled amino acid transporter-like protein acs
Biological process (GO): amino acid transmembrane transport
Cellular component (GO): vacuolar membrane
Molecular function (GO): L-amino acid transmembrane transporter activity
Source: RefSeq, a predicted model, not a curated record